Molecule: messenger RNA, 3162 nt
Organism: Fusarium graminearum PH-1
Lineage: Eukaryota; Fungi; Ascomycota; Sordariomycetes; Hypocreales; Nectriaceae
Exons: 3
Coding region: 350-1627 (425 amino acids)
Biological process (GO): intracellular copper ion homeostasis; intracellular iron ion homeostasis; positive regulation of transcription by RNA polymerase II
Cellular component (GO): nucleus
Molecular function (GO): RNA polymerase II cis-regulatory region sequence-specific DNA binding; copper ion binding; DNA-binding transcription factor activity, RNA polymerase II-specific
Source: RefSeq, a predicted model, not a curated record
UUCCAGCCUCUUCCAGCUUUGCUCAAGCUUCGCCGCGAUAUGUUCCUGUAGCUGUCCGGUUUACCAAAGCUCUUUCGGCCCAUUUUCCCCAACUUCAAGUCCACUUGACUUAGCGCGGAAGUGCUUUUUGCGGGACACUUACACACAAGCCUUCAACAUCGGUGCCGAUACAAACCCACCAUAUUCUCCCUCCACCUUGUCCAAACCAAGCGUAUUCGACUGGGACUUGUUCACUUUGAGACCUACAUAUCAGGCCUUUGCCAGGAAUCAACUGCUGUCAGCAUAAAGCAUCUCGUCUUCCAGCUCACGAGUCGACUACAUCUUAGACCAGUUCGCACCCCCCACCAAAAUGAUAAUUGAUGGAGAAAAGUAUGCCUGCGAGGCCUGCGUCCGCGGCCAUCGUGUGAGCAACUGUCAACAUUCUGACCGUCCACUUCAACAUAUCAACAAGAAGGGUCGACCAGUUUCCCAAUGCGCGCACUGUCGCGCCAUGCGCAAGUCUCGCUCUGCCCAUGUCAAGUGUGACUGUGGUGAGAAGACGAGCAAAUGUGCCCAUUUGCAGCCAACCGUUGAAGGGCACACUGAGACGUGCUGCUGCAACCAUGGCGGUCACUGCAGUUGCUCGCACAAGAACGAGCCUGCUCUUGACACCGUUCCCGAGUCCGACUCGGAGCGCGAGUCUCUGACCAUGAGCAUCUCUGGUCGCCCAAAGCCUCCUGGUCGACGACGACGAGCCAACACAGUUCACUCGGACGGUGUUCUGACUUUCGACCAGCAUGGCAACCAUAAGCCUGCUCAUAGAAGCAACCGAGCUUCACAGAAAUGCGGCCCAUACCAGCUCAACAGAGUGAACUCUGCUCACAGCACCAGCAGCCUAGUCGCCGACAGCAUGCUUCAAAAGAGCUCGCGGGACCCUCCCAGCAGCCGAGCGCGUGCUGCUACUAACCGAGAACGUCGAGUCAAGUCGGAAACCACUUCACCACUCAUGAGCGGUGCUAGCAGCUUCCAAAACUUGAACGCCAACCUUCCUCCUCUGGAUCUGUCGGGCAUUGAGUAUCCUCCCUACAUGGCCAACAGCACAUUCGAUCUAUUCGGCUCUGGCUUCAACUCGGAGACGGAUGCUCCCAUGUACAGCGCCGGCCUAAGUGCAGCCUCAGUCGACUGGAGCCAUUACGACCUCUCGGAGAUGAAGGGCGACAGUUUCACACCAUCAAGCUACAGCCAGGCUGGUACCCAAAGUUUCAACGGUCUAUUUGACUUUGGAAGCGGCUCGGAGCAUCUGCCCCACCUCGCCAACACUACGUCGACGUCGGGCGAGGUUUCUGAGGUCGAGGACUUUCUCCCCGGCGGAGAUGACGACUACCACGGCCUGGAUGGUUUUAGCCGCGCCGACAGCUUCAUUCGACCGAGCGGCAGCGUGAUGGCUAAUUCGGCCGAUCUAACCACGAUCGAUUACGAUAGCUUCUAUAAGGGAGCCGAUGCUGGCCCAAUGGCUGGAGCUGGUCUGUCAAUGGUUGAGGAUGACCCUGCAUUCUGGAUGCCCAACUACAACGAGGGCAUUGCGACAAUGGACGAGAGCCCCGACCCUCUCGGCCCUGCUUCUAUGCCCAGCUUUUGGGGCAUGUGAAGAUCGAUUGAGGUUUCGAAUAUCCUGGCGUACAUAAUACCCAUUCAGUUUUUUAUUUUCUAGUCAUUAGGGCCACGCACCGGCAGGCGUUGGAAAAUACCACACGGGAUGAAGCCAUGGGAGAUAUGGCUUCUUUUUUUACUCAUUUUGCGCGAACAGCGGCAACAUACAUAUACGUUUCAUGUAGAGCGGACUUACGCUCACCACCAUUCGCAAAGCAGACUCAGUUGCAUGAUGUCUGUCUUUCCGAUGGUGAUUAUGAUGAUGACAGAACGACGUUUUCAUCCAAAAGGUGUCUAGACAGUUGGGGAUAUUGAUGAGCAUGCUUUUUUUCUCACAAUCAACUGGGAGGAACAAGAGAUAUAGAACAGGCGCAGCUGGCUUUUUGAAUUAUACAAGACUACAGAUCAAGGAUGCAUAAGAUCGUGUUUGCAUUCAAGCAAAGAGCAGUGCAAUUGGUUUGGUGAAUUAGCUUUGCGGAAAAGAGUUGUGGAGGCAGAAUCGAGCUGGAAGCAACAGUUGACGAAACAUAUCACAAGCCAUGAUGACACUCUGGUGCCUCGCAUGUUUCGCCAAUAUGUACACAAUUUUAUCCGCAAGGGGAAUUUGCAAGUUGAAGGACGCGGCCAGGAUGAGGAUUCACGAUUCUAUACUUGGUUGUCAGGCAUUUAUGCUGUGUCUUUCGACACAAUUAUUGCACAUCGUUCAUAUAUCUUGCUCGAUGUUUCCUGCUCCUUAUAUCAAGCCAAGUACGAAAAAGAGUACUUGGCGAAGAUUUGUCACAACGCAAUAGACUUCAUGACUGGGACCUCGACCAACCGAGUCGAGGUCCAUGGGCCAACACCAAACUCUGUUCCUUUUGCAUAUGCCAUGAGUGAUUGUGUGUGUGUUGACAUGGAUUUGAGAAAAGCUGACAACUCUGCAAACAUAGUUGGCAUCAGCUGUUGCUGCUUCGUCUGACGAUCUCUGUCACCAGUCUCAUAGCAGCACGUCGGACGUACGGAAAUGAGAUGGGUCGACGUGUCCAAGUACGAGUGGGAUGGAAUACGUGGGAGGACAUAUUCAUUAUCUUGGCUCGAUGACAGUCCAACAGCAAUGACAAUUAUCCGGGCAUGGAUUCAGAAACAACCGGCGUUUCUUUCAUAUUAACUAACAUCACCUUUUUUUUUUAAAGUAGUACAAACACGCGACGCUAUAAUGAUGGCCACUCUUCCCCGACUUUGGACCCCAUAUCAUUGCCUGCCCGCUGUCCCCCGGAUCCUUGGAGUCAUGGGGAAAGGAUGUGACACUUGUACCAGGACAUGGUAACGAUGGCCAACUACAUAAACGUAAUGGGUUUUCCCUAGGUAUGCUAAUGAUUCUCCCCCCUUGAAGAAUAUUGAUAAACGCCCUUUGACAGGUCGUUCGGUUCGGACCAUCAUCACGAUGGAUGUCGUGGAUGGCUCCACCACGUCUAACAGAUUCUUCAGCAUACAUGCAUGCAAUGCUGUCUAUCUUUGCUUUGUUUAGGCUCGGAGAUGCAUAACCUUUGCUUU